AUGUCGUCCUCGCAAGCUACUAGCGAAGCCAUCCCCACUGUCGCAAGCCCGGCCCGACUGCACUACUUUGAAGGCCGCGGCCUCGCCGAGAGCGUCCGGCUCAUGCUCGCCGCCACCGAGACUGAGUUUGAGUUUGUGCCGGUCACCACCCACGAGGCCUUCCUGGCGCUCCGCGACUCUGGGAGGCUGCUGUUUGGCCAGCUGCCGCUGCUUGAGAUCGACGGUCUCAAUCUUGUCCAGUCCAUGGCAAUGGUCCGCUAUCUUGCCCGCCGUGGCCAUCUGUACGGUGCCACGCCCGAGGACGCCGUCGAGGCCGACAUGAUCGCCGACUCGAUCCGCGAUGCGCUGCGGGCGUUCACCUCGCUUCCGUUUGCUCGCGAUCGCACCGCCGCCAUCGACGCCGCUGCCGCUGCUGCCGCCAAGUACUUUCCGCGAUUCGAGGCCAUUCUCGAGCGCGCCCCGGCGUCGUCGGUUUACUUUGUCGGCGCAAAGCUGACGUACCCGGACGUGACUUUGGUCGAGCUCACCUGCUACGCACUUGAGGUUCUGGGACAUGACGUCCUUGACGCCUAUCCAUGCCUCGCCGCGCACCACGCCGCCAUGGUCGCCCUCCCGGGCAUCGCGGCGUACCUGGCGUCACCACAGCGCUACAAGCUCGGCGACGCUGUCUACGUCGAGCAGGUCAACCGGGUCCUCGGCCGCUAA
Molecule: messenger RNA, 705 nt
Organism: Thecamonas trahens ATCC 50062
Lineage: Eukaryota; Apusomonadida; Apusomonadidae
Product: glutathione S-transferase
Exons: 1
Coding region: 1-705 (234 amino acids)
Biological process (GO): glutathione metabolic process
Molecular function (GO): glutathione transferase activity
Source: RefSeq, a predicted model, not a curated record